UUGCCUGUCUGUCUGAAAUCCAAAAAUAGGUCAAAUUUGCCAAUAGUUCCGUAUUACGACUUUACCUUGUUUAUAACCGUAUAUCGCGAUUUGAUCGGUUGUUUCGGUAGGAGGGUUGUGUUGAAGUUUUGAAUUGAAUAAGUUGUUUACUGUUUUAUAAGUUAUCCGAAAGCGUAUUUUUUUUUUUUUUUUUUUUUUUUUUUUUGCAGUCCUUCAAUUCAGAUUGUCAUGCCAUUUGAAUUCAUAAAGCUCGCGGCCGCGUUCGUCUUAUUUUAGUAUAAUAGCUUCUAACUAUUAAGUUCUGCUUGUUUACCAUUCAGUAAGAUUUGCGGAAGGAAAAUAUCAUGGCUGCAGAUCGGAUAAAAACUAUAUACCGUCAUUUAAAUCCUGAAGUUCAGCCUGUCACAGAAAUGUAUGCCUUUGGAGUACAAAAUCCAAUCAAGGCUGUUGUUCAGAAAAGUAAACACUCUGAAACACCAAAGCCAUCUCGCCCAAGGCAGUUCAGAUACACAAAUGACUCCUGCAAACUUUCCCGGAGAACAAAGAUUAUUUUAUGAGGACAAUGGAUUCUUAAUUAUACCCAAGCUUGUUCCAUUAGAGUGUCUUGAAAGAUACAGGCAGCGCUUUCAAGAAAUUUGUGAUCAAAAAAUCAAAAUUCCUGGAAUGACUGUUAUGAAAGACAUUUCUUUCAGUAAGAGUAGUCCAAAUGAGAGAGUCGUUAAUAAGAUUCAAGAUUUUGGAUUUGAUGAAAUUUUAUUUGAGUAUUGCAAAUUGCCUCAGAUUCUUGAUUAUGUUGAGUGUUUCUGUGGUCCUAAUUUCAAGGCAGUGCACACAAUGCUAAUUAACAAACCACCUGAUGCAGGUACCUUGACUUCACGUCAUCCUCUUCAUCAAGAUUUGCACUACUUUCCAUUUAGACCAGCUGAUAAAAUUGUAUGUGCAUGGACCGCUAUGGAAAAAGUCAACCGUGAAAAUGGGUGUUUAGUUGCCAUUCCAGGAACUCAUAAAGGGGAAUUACUUCAUCAUGAUUAUCCAGAUUGGGAGAGUGGAGUAAACAAAAUGUACCAUGGAGUGUCACACUUAGAGAAAAAUGAUAUGCUUAGAAGAGUUUACUUAGAAAUGGAAGCUGGUGAUACAGUAUUUUUUCAUCCUGUGCUUAUUCAUGGAUCUGGAGCAAACAGAACAAAUGGAUUCAGAAAGGCCAUAUCUUGCCAUUAUGCUGCAUGUGAAUGUGAUUAUAUUGAUGUAAAAGGUACGUCACAAGAAAAUAUAGCUCGGGAAGUUAUAGAAAUUGCAAGAAAAAAAGGUGUUGAAAUUGAUGAUGUUAAGUAUGUUUGGCAAUUUAAAGGACGCUUGGUACGAGGAGUUGAAGUGACUUUGUGAUAUGGAAGAUGAUCCUCUUGAAUUUGUGAUUUCUUAUUUAACAUUAUCUUGAAUAUAAAUAGUCAAAUAUGCCAAAGUGUACAUAUAAAUAUACAAUAUGUAAGUGUAUGUAUUAAGAAUGCAAUCAAAAGAAUUUUAUUGGAUGUUAAUGCAACAUUUCAUUCAUAAUUUUGAAUGAAACAGUGUGAUGUUCUUAUACUAAUUUUGUAACUACAUGUUUUUGUGUACAAUAAAAUAUACUUUUUUAGUCAAUUUCAUAGAAUAAUGUAAAGAAGCUUUAAAUAUUUUAUGUAUUACAUGUAAAGAUAAAAGUGUUUUAUUAAUAAUAAUAAAUUCUAGUCGAGCAAAA
Stegodyphus dumicola is the source of this 1732-nucleotide messenger RNA. RefSeq names its product phytanoyl-CoA dioxygenase, peroxisomal-like. Gene Ontology annotation, biological process: fatty acid alpha-oxidation. The record is from RefSeq and is a predicted model, not a curated record. NCBI's taxonomy places the organism in Eukaryota, Metazoa, Arthropoda, Arachnida, Araneae, Eresidae. Gene Ontology annotation, molecular function: phytanoyl-CoA dioxygenase activity.